GUGGUUCGUCCAAAAAGCACCAGCUUCCGUCUGUUCUCCACUCGCCAUUAUCUGCGCAACAGGACGACGGGGCGGAGAGAGGCGCGCGCACCGUCCGCGAGCAGGAAGAAUUAAACCAGAAACUAGACACAAAGUUGACGGAAAGUGGACAAAACAACGAAGUGAGCCAUGAGUUUGUACGGCUCCAACAGCCGACUGCACACUCUGGGCCAGAGGAGCAGCUCCCGGCCGGACCUGAGCUACAGGAACGACGUGUUCGUGAGUGGAAACGGCUUCCAGGGAGACUUCCAGCCGGUGGAGGGCGGCUACAACACCUACCAGACAUCCACCUUCUCCAGGAGCUCCAUGCACGGCGGCGCGGGUGGAGGGGUGAAGAUGCAGCAGGCCAGCCUCGGUGGGGGUCCAACCAUAAAUGUGCAAACUAUUCACGAGAGAGGCCAGUUUCUGUCAAGCCGAUGUCAGGAAUACCUGGAAAAAGCAAAUAUGAUCCUCAGCAGUGGAGGCCCCCCAAUGGAGGCAGAGAAGCUUUUAGCCUUGGCUGCAGAAUCCAUUGACAAGCUGAAGCUUUGUGGCAGAGAUCUGCAAGAGCUGCGUAUACCAAACGAUGUUUUCAGGACUGUUGAGAGGUUGCAGCAGUGGCACGCUCUCACACAGCAGAAACUUGCUGGCUUUGGAACAAUGAGAGGGAAGCGAGUCAGCGUGGGCAGUGAGGGGGAGAGAGUCUUCAACAAUGCCAUGGCAUGGAUCGCCCAACAAAAGCGCAUCAUUGAGACUGCUCCAUGGGGAGAUGACUCCAGCGCCAUAGACAACCAAAUCACAGCCCACAACAGGUUUCACAGCUCCAUCCAAAGAAGCCAAGAAGUAGACCGUGCUAAAAAUGAACUGAUGUCAGUGGGUGAUAAGUUUCACCUCUCCCACCUGGAACAAGAAUGGGACAACCUGCAGAAAAUGUCCCACAGUCGCACAAAUCAGCUCCGGGAGCUUCAGAACAUCAUUGAUGACAUCUUUCAAGCCAUCAUGUGGGUGAACGAAAGAGAGGAGGAGGAGCUUGUGUUUGACUGGGGAGACAAGAACAUCGACCAGUACAUCCCCAAGAAGCAGGAGAGCUACUCUAGGCUGAUGAGGGACCUGGAGGAGAAGGAUAAGGACCUAAACAAACUGAAGGCGAAAGCAGGUGACCUCUUGAGAAACAACCAUCCUGCUUCAGAUAAGAUUGAGGCCUACAUGGACACCCUGCAGACCCAGUGGAGCUGGCUUCUCCAGAUCACCAAGUGCAUUGAAGUCCAUUUGAAGGAGAACGCUGCCUACAGCCAGUUUUUCAAGGAGGCGAAUGAAACUUAUGCAAAGCUUCAGAAACAACAUGAAACAAUCAGAAACAAGUUUGUCUGUGACAAGAGCACGCCAAUGGAAAACCUCACUGAACUCCUGAAAAACCUGGAGACAGAAAAACAACGGAUCAUGGAAAACAAGAGACAGGUCCAGAGUCUGGUCAACAAGUCAAAGUCCAUUGUCAGACUGAAACCUCGCAACCCCGAGGAGAAGACCAGCAGCCCUAUCAUGGUUCAGGCUUUAUGUGACUUUAAACAGGACCAGAAGGGAAUAUUAAAAGGGAAUGAGGGCAUUCUGAAAGACAACUCGCAGCGCAGCAAGUGGCUUGUGACGGGACCUGGAGGUCUCGACAUGUCCAUUCCCUCCGUGUGCCUGCUCAUCCCACCUCCAAACCCACUCGGCAUCGGACUUGCCAACAAAAAUGAACAGUAUCAUGAAGCUAUCCUGGGAAUCUGGAAUGAGCUCUACAUCAACAUCAAAUGUCUCAUCUCAUGGCAGUAUUGCCUUAAAGACCUCAAUAACAUCAACUCCCUCAACAUCAGUAAGCUUUCUAACAUGCGUCCUGAUGAGUAUCGUAGUAUCAUCAAAAGACUGGAGACUCACUACCAGGAGUUCCUGCGUACCAGUCAAGGUUCUGAUAUGUUUGGAGAAGAGGAAAGGAAAAGCAUGCAGGAUCAAAUUGACAAAGCCCAACAACACUAUGAUACACUGAUUAUCCAGCAGCCUACAUACAUGAAAGAGGAAGUAGUUCAAAAGGAUGAAGAGGGGAAGACUGAAGCAACAAAAACAAAAAUUAGCAACACCCAGACCCCGGUGAGCAGAAGAAAGUCAGCCUCUCAAGCCACCCCCACCUCAGCCACCUCCACCUCGGCCACUUCAACCACCUCUACUUCAUCCCCUUCCAUCUCAACCAAAUCAACCAUCAGCCUCACACUGCUCAGCAAUCUGCAAGAACUUCGACACCGGCUGGAAUUGGCUGAAUCUGGCCUAACCAGUCAUCUCCACAUUCCCCUGGGGGACAACAGUGUACACAAGUGCACUGUGCACAUUCAGAAGCUGCAGGGUGUGCAUCAAGAUCUGGAGUCAAUUCAUGAUGAUUACCUCAGUCUGAGAGAGAUGAUUACAAAACAGCUAAAGGGGGUGCCUGCAGACUCAGAGCAGGCCAAGUUUCUGCGCUCUGAACUGGAAAUCAUCAACCAGAAAUUGGGAGGCCUGCAGGGUCUCUACUCGGCCUACCUCCAAAGACUGGCUGCUCUGAAGGCCUUGCUUCAAAGCCUUCUCCAGGCAGAGGAUAUCAUUAAAGUCCAUGAAGCUCGUCUAACUGAGAAGGACACCAGCUCUCUGGACCCUCUAGAACUAGAAAAUCAUCGGAGCACACUCAAGCACAUGAAGAACGAACUGGAACAAAGAAGAGACCUGCUGACAUCUAUGGACUCUGAGCUGGCUAAAGCUUUGCACUUUAACAGUCAGAUUUCAGAGCCCUACCACAAGUGUGAUGUUGAUUUGUCCAAAUAUUCAGAACUAGUGAACCAGAUGGGGGAUCGCUGGCGUCGCAUCCAAACCCAGAUUGAUAACAGAAUGUGGGACUUGGACAAACAGAAGAAUCAGCUGACACAAUAUCAACAAAACAAAACUUCCCUGGAGCACUGGAUAGACAAUGCCAGGAAACGCCAGGACACCCUUCAGACGGUUAAAAUCAACGAUAUCCAGUUGUUGAUGGAUCACCUCAACCAACAAAAGGCUCUUAACAAUGAAAUUAAAGGCAAGAAAGAGAAAGUGGAUACUGUGCAGAAAAAUGCAGACACAUGUGCUGCCUCUAUAAAGGACUAUGAACUGCAGCUUGCAUCCUACAGUUCAGGACUGGAAACUCUUCUAAAUAUUCCCAUUAAGAAAACUGUGCUGCAGUCUCCUGCUACAGUGGUCAGAAAUGAGGCUGCUGAUGUCCAGGCCCAUUAUAUAGAGCUACUUACCCGCUCUAGUGACUACUAUAAAUUCCUGGGGGAGCUGAUGAAGAACAUGGAGGAAUUGAAGUUAAGAAACACCAGGAUUGAGAUGCUUGAAGAAGAAUUAAGGCGCCUAAAGGAUGACCUCCAAGAUCGAAAUCAGAAAAAUAAGUCUCUGGAAGAUGCUUUGGCCCGCUACAAGUUAGAGCUCAAUCAGUCAAAAGAUGAACUCAUUACUUUGGAGGAGGUAAAGAGAACCACAACAAUGCAAGUUAAUGUUGCCAAGGAGAACCUGGGAACCACACAAAGUCAGAUUCAAGAUCUCAAUGACCAGCUCACCCGCAUUAAAUACCAGCUGGAGGAGGAAAACAGGAAAAGAAGGCUUGCAGAAGAGCGCUAUAACAGUCAGCAAGAAGAGUAUGAGGCAGCUGUUCGCCGCAGACAGAAAGAACUAGAGGAGGUAAACUGGGUGAAGAUAGACUUAGAGAAAGUUGUAAAGGACAAGGAACGAGAAAUUGAGAGGCUGAAGCUACAGCUAGAAGAGGAAGCAACACGCCGAAGAAAUGCAGAGUCAGAUAUCUCAAAGACCUCAAUGAUGUUACAUGAGUCCAAAAGUCAAUACAAUGAUCUGCUGCUUCAGAGAGAUAGUUUGCAAUCCAAGCUGAAACUGAUGGAGCAGGACAAGAACCAUCUACAGCGAUUAGAAGAGGAGCUGGCUCGCAUCGAGCUCAGUCUAGAAACUGAGACUCGCAGCAAACAGAGACUUUGGGAUGAAAAAAAUGCACUAGCUCAAGAGAUCAAUUCUAUGAAGAGUCAUUAUGAGCUUAAAGAAGCUCAAAUUAGACAGUGUGAAUCAGACAGAAACCAGGCUGAUCAAGAGAGACUGUCCUUGAAGAAUGAGAUUGAGAGGUUGAUAAAGGAGCUGAAAAGUAUUGAGGAGAGGUACAAGAGCCGUCUCUUAAGCUCAGAACAGGAGGUAUCUGAAUUGGCUAUGAAGAGAGACUCACUGGAGAAAGAAAUGCAGAGACUGAAGCGGAGACCUUCUACCUUGUGCAGGCAGACCCAGACCGAUGAGAAGGUCUCAACAAUUGAUCCAUCAAAACUUGUAUUUGAUGGAGUUCGCCACAAGGUCACAGCUCACCAGCUUUGUGAUUGUGGUAUAAUCAGUAAAACUACUCUUGAUGAUCUCCUCAAAGGAAAAAAGACUGUGGAUGAAGUAGCAGUGGAUAUCCAAGUUAGCCUGAAGGGUACUGGCAUUAUUGCUGGAAUGACAUCUUCUCAAGGGAUAAUGCCAUUCACUGAAGCCAAACACAAAAAUCUCCUCAGCCCAGAGAGUGCAAUUCUGCUCCUGGAAGCUCAAGCAGCAACAGGCUACAUAAUGGACCCUGCAUUCAAUGACAGGAUGCCUGUAGAUACAGCCUGUUCCAGAGGGAUUGUGGACACAGAAGAUAGAGAUGUCUUGUUGACAGCUGAAGCUGCUAGCAUAGGUUUCAAAGAACCAUACACAGGCAAGGUGUUGUCUGUGGGACAAGCCUACAAACAUGGCCAUGUAAACAAAGAAACAGCCAUUCGCUUGCUUCAGGCUCAGGAAUCUGUUGGAGGCAUAUUGGACCCAGUUCUGAGUGUGUUCCUUCCAAAAGAUCUGGCCUUGGACCGCAAUCUUAUAGAUGAGGAUCUUUACAGAGCAUUGAAUAAAAAAACAACCUGCUACCUAGAUCCAACAACAGGAGAGAAGAUAACUUACUCUGAUCUUAGAAGGAAGUGUACAGUUGAGCCUGUGUCUGGUUUGCUUCUGCUCCGUGGUCCAGAAAAGUCCAUGACAGUGAAAGGUAUUCGUGGUGAAGUUUCUGUCUCAGAGCUUGUUAAGGCUGAACUUUUAGACGAAACUGACCUGCUAAGGCUCAACCAAGGAAAAAUCUCAUGCAAAGACAUUGAAGACAAGCUAAAGCCUUAUCUCUUUGGCUCAACUUGUAUUGCAGGAAUCUAUGAUGAGGCCAAUGACAGAAUAAUGCCUUUCUACAAAGCAAUGCAGGAAGGUCUGCUGAUGAGAGGAACAACCCUGGAGCUUCUUGAGGCUCAAGCUUCAUCUGGUUUCAUUGUUGAUCCAGUUAACAAUGUUUUCUUGACAGUUGAAGAAGCCACAAAAAGAGGUCUUGUGGGAAAGGAGUUUAAGAAUAAGUUGCUGUCUGCAGAAAAGGCAGUAAUUGGCUAUAAAGACCCAUCUACAGGGAAGAUCAUCUCCCUCUUCCAGGCUAUUGAAAAAGAGCUCAUUGAGAAAGGCCAUGGAAUCCGGUUGCUUGAGGCUCAGAUUGCCAGUGGUGGAAUCAUUGACCCACUUGAGAGCCACCGUAUUGAUGUUUCUGUUGCCUACAAAAGAGGAUAUUUUAAUGAGGAAAUGAAUGAGAUCUUAAGCUAUGAAGGAGAUGACUCUAAAGGGUUCUUUGAUCCUAAUACAAAAGAGAAUUUAACUUAUCUGCAACUGAAGAAAAGAUGUAUCACAGAUUCUAAAACAGGACUAAUACUCCUGCCACUCAAAGACAAGAAUAAGUCCCAAAAGUCACAGGAGAGCCGUACCAAUGUCCUCCGCAAAAGGCGUGUUGUAAUUGUUGACCCAGACACAGGACUUGAGAUGUCAGUUAGGGAGGCUUAUCACAAACAGCUAAUUGACUAUGAAACUUUCCUGGACUUGUCAGAGCAGGAGUGUGAGUGGGAAGAAAUCACUAUCAAGGGGUCAGAUGGUUCUUCACGUUUAGUGAUUGUAGAUCGAAAAACUGGAACCCAGUAUGAUAUUCAAGACUGCCUGGACAAAAGAAUUAUUGAUCAAAAGUCUCUUGAUAAGUACCGUGCUGGAACAUUAACCUUGACAGAGCUUGCUGACCAAAUAACCAGCAGAACUAGCAGUAGCGAGAUGACCAUUGCAGCUAGUAAUGUUGUUGACAUGGUCACCUGCAGCAGCCCCACUCAAGCUAUGCAAUCUUCUCCUAUUGUUCGUAAACGCUUCAACAGCAUCUCUAUUACAGUCUCCUCCCCAGGAAUGUUUGAUGAUCAGAGCCCUGUGGCGGCCAUAUUUGACACAGAGACCUUGGAAAAAAUAACUGUUUCUGAGGGGCUCAGAAGAGGCAUAAUUGACACUAUUACAGCUCAAAGGUUGCUGGAGGCCCAGGCUUGCACAGGUGGCAUUAUCAACCCUGCUACUGGUGAUCGACUGUCGCUUGAAGAUGCUGUCCAUCAGAGCGUUAUUGAUGAAAGCAUGGCUACUAAGCUGAAGCCUGCUCAGAAAGCUUACAAUGGUUUUGAAGAUUUGAAAACAAAAAGGAAGCUUUCUGCAGCUGAGGCAGUAAAGGAGACAUGGCUACCAUAUGAGGCUGGCCAGAGGUUUCUGGAGUUUCAGUACCUUACAGGAGGCCUAAUAGAGCCUAGCAAUGGACGACGCGUCACUAUUCAAGAGGCUAUCCGAAAAGGAUGGCUUGAUGGGCAAGGUGCGCAGAAGCUGCAGGAUACGCAAAACCAUAAGAAAAACUUGACCUGUCCCAAGACCAAACUAAAGAUCUCGUACAAAGAAGCCAUGGAUAGCAGCAUGGUGGAAGAAAGCAAUGGUAUGAAGAUGUUGCAAGCAUCCUCCAUAUCCAGCAAGGGGAUAAGCAGCCCUUACAAUGUCUCAAACCCAGGGUCUCGCUCUGGCUCCAGAGCUGGUUCC
Molecule: messenger RNA, 6969 nt
Organism: Nematolebias whitei (Rio pearlfish)
Lineage: Eukaryota; Metazoa; Chordata; Actinopteri; Cyprinodontiformes; Rivulidae
Product: desmoplakin
Exons: 24
Biological process (GO): wound healing; intermediate filament cytoskeleton organization; cell-cell adhesion
Cellular component (GO): cytoskeleton; intercalated disc; intermediate filament
Molecular function (GO): structural molecule activity
Source: RefSeq, a predicted model, not a curated record